AUGGAUUACUCGAGACUCAAAUCACCCCAUAACCCCCCGCUACGAAUCAUCAUCGUGGGUGCCGGUCUAGGAGGUUGCGCAGCAGCAAUUGCGCUCCAUCACCAUGGCCACGAGGUUGUCGCUGUUCUCGACAAAGUCCGCAGCUUUCAGCGGCUGGGAGACUCGCUUGGACUAGGCGAGAAUGCAUUCAAACUCCUCGCUCGCUGGGGCUGCAACGUCAAGGAGAUCCAAGAAAUCGGCAAUCAGGCCCCGACAAUGAAGAUCCGGCGAUGGCGCGAUGGCAAGGUCCUCGCCGAGCAGCCGCUCAUGGACAUGGCUGGCUACAUUGGCCACCGAGGUGACUAUCACGACAUCUUUCUCAAAUGGGUCCGCGAACGCAACAUCCUGAUCCGCAUGGGCUGUGAGGUAACAUCUUUCGAUGACUCUGACCCCACACCCUCGCUCACCCUCGCCUCGGGCGAGGUUAUGACGGCAGACGUCAUUGUGGCAGCCGAUGGUAUCAAGUCGCUAGCUCGGCACCUCGUCCUCGGCGCUCGCGACGACCCCGUAUCGAGCGGUUACGCGUGUUUCCGUGCUUAUUUCGAGCCGAGCGAGGAGAUGAAGGCGGAUCCAUCUCGCAACGCAUUUCUAGGCGGAGACAACGUCAAUUUCUGGAUUGGCCCUGAUGUCCAUGUGGUGCAGAACACGCUGCGUGGUGGACGUGAGUUCAACUGGAUCCUGACGCAUAAAGACGACGGGGAUGUGCCCGAAUCAUGGUUUCAGCCCGGCGACAUGGACGAAGUGCGCCGGCUUGUAGCGGACCUGGACCCUAAUAUUCGCGAGGCCAUUAAGUCAACCGAGAAAUGCCUAGACUGGAAAAUCUGCUACCGAAAACCGUUGCCCACCUGGGUCUCGCCGCAGUCGCACCGCAUUGUCUUGCUAGGAGAUAGCUGCCACGCGCAUCUGCCCACUUCGGCGCAGGGCGCGAGCCAGGCAACCGAGAGCGCUGGGGCCUUGGCCGUGUGUCUGAGCCUGGUGGGUAGGGAAGAGGUCAAGAUUGCGACAAGAGCGUACGAAAAGCUGCGGUUUCCACGGAUUCGCGUCAGCCAGAGGCAUGGAGAGGACUUGCGGGACCGGUGGCACAACGCGCUCAAGAAUGUGGAGGAGGAUGUCGAGAUAGAUCCGGAGGUGGUUAAGAUUAAGAACCGGCCCCUGUACGCAUUCGACUCGGAACAGGAUGCAAGGGACAGGUGGGAUGAAGUUUCUUCGAGAGUGCGCGCUGAGUUCGCCGAGGGGAAAAUCGAACCACUCAGGGACUAG
Messenger RNA from Canariomyces notabilis, 1299 nucleotides. RefSeq names its product FAD/NAD(P)-binding domain-containing protein. Gene Ontology annotation, molecular function: monooxygenase activity; FAD binding. NCBI's taxonomy places the organism in Eukaryota, Fungi, Ascomycota, Sordariomycetes, Sordariales, Chaetomiaceae. The record is from RefSeq and is a predicted model, not a curated record. The transcript has 5 exons. Bases 1 to 1299 code for a protein of 432 amino acids.